AUGCCGCCACGUAUCACACAAGACCCGCACUUGGUGCAACCCCCCGACUUCGAGUCGGAACAAUUCCGGGCGCUUUACGCCACCUUAGCCACCGCCGAGCGCACAGUGGACGCUAUCAUAGCCGACUCCCAAAAUGCUUGGACCCAGAACAACGACGCGCAAAGAGUCGCGUGGAACGCCCAGGUCGAGCAAGACCACGCAGAAGAAGAGGAAGCUAGGGCAGCUCAGGAGCAAGCAAAGCAAGAGGCCGCCGAAGCUGAGAAGCGUGAGAGGGAGAACAAACGGCCCAAGAUAAAAUCCUUCACCCCGAACAAGACGGUCGGGAAGUUGUCAUCUCGUCGACCUUCCCGCUAUGCGAUCCACAAGAUCGAACAACUCGAGUACGUUGAGCUCUACUAUUUCACCAAGGAGGCCUGUCUUGAGGCCGAGAGGACGGAAUACUCAGUGGCGAGGGGCACCUUCACCCUGAUGGCUGACGGAGAGAACGUGCUGGCAAAACCCGCCGCUGCGUACAAGCCAUCCACAAAGCUCGACAAGCACCCAAUCAGCGACCUAGAGGGGGGAGAAACCGCUGUUCUACUGUACCAGGCGCGCAUCCGCCGUAGGUGGAUGGAAGACCUCAAGAGCACCAAUGACGAGGAAGUCUUCGACAUCAGUGUUGUCAAUGACAAACGGCUGGAUGAAAUGUACAGCGAGGUGCUCAACCUCCGUCAGGCCCAAGGCAUUAAACGGUCAGUCACCAUUUCAUUCACAAGCUGA
Cyclocybe aegerita is the source of this 759-nucleotide messenger RNA. NCBI's taxonomy places the organism in Eukaryota, Fungi, Basidiomycota, Agaricomycetes, Agaricales, Hemipholiotaceae. The record is from the annotation of a GenBank genome assembly.